AUGGAGACUAUCGAGCCAGUCCCAUACGACUUUACAUCUCAUGGAAUGGGUCCGUAUUCGCAUCGUCGGGUCAUGGACACACCUCUAUACUCGUACUACUCCAAUUCCAACCCGACGUCUUUCACCAUCCCCUACCAGCAGCAUAUUUCGACAUCGCCCACGUAUACAUCCAGCUAUGGUGCUCCAACUCUGAGUCCACCAUCUCACCCGUACCAAUACUCGAUGACAAGCCAGCCACUCACCUCGCCACUCCGACUGACCUCGGACAAUUCUCACAUGACACACGGUAUGCAAAGCUUCACCGAGUCAUCGCUACCAUUACCACCACCGCCGGCCCAGCGACACUCGCAGCAGGUUCAGCCCCAUCACUACUCGAAACAGACCCAGUCUCGUCAACUACCAGCAACUCUCCAGAUUCUCCCGGAAAUUCGACCUGCCAAGAACGCCAUCAACCCGAUCAGAGCCGCAAGCUAUAGUCCAUUAUCGACCAACGCGACCCAUUUACAUUCCCAGUCGUACGCUGCUCCCAAUUCGACACCAUCAAGGAGCAGCCGUUCUUCUCCAGCACUCCCAAGCGGCGCAAGUACAAGUGCAAGUGCAAGUACAGGCCCCAGCGCAUCCUCGGUCUCUAAAUCUGAAUCUGGAUCUGGACCAGAAGCCGAAUUCUCUACCGGAAUCGACGUUCUCAUGAAAGCCAUCCAGUCCAAACCAACCGACCCGUCCUCUUCAAUCCCACCGCAGCAAGCAGUGCUCCCACCACUUCACCAGCUCACCCCCUCAGCUUCCACCCUAGCCCCAGGACCGCCAUCAGCAUUAGCACCAAGUCAUGCACCUCACCCCAGCUAUCCACUCACCAUCUCCCCGCCGCAGGCCCUCCUCAUGGAAGAAGGACAGCUGUCGAGAUCCGGAAAGAAGAGAAAAUACACGUGCACACUCCCGAAUUGCGGAAAGAGCUUUGCACAAAAGACGCACUUGGAUAUUCAUCAUCGGGCGCACUCGGGGGAGAAACCUUUUAUUUGCAAGGAGCCCUCGUGUGGCCAGCGGUUCUCGCAGCUCGGCAAUCUCAAGACCCAUCAAAGACGACACACAGGCGAAAAGCCCUUCAAAUGCGAUAUUUGCCACAAAAGAUUCGCCCAGCGAGGCAAUGUCCGCGCACAUCAGAUCACCCACCUGCAGGCCAAGCCCUUCAUAUGUCUCCUAGACUCUUGCGGCAAGAAAUUUACUCAAUUGGGAAAUCUAAAGUCCCAUCAGAAUAAAUUCCACGCAUCCACACUCCGCAAUCUCACGCUGCGAUUCGCAUCCAUGGGCGACGCCGGACCAAUGAAUCCCGCAGACCGUGAAUUAUGGGAAUAUUUCGCCGAACUGUACAAGAACAGCAACAAGGGAAUCAAAGGACGAGGCAAAGAUCGUCGCAUCUCGACCAUUCCAUCCGCUACCGAUAAUGCAAACACAAACACAAACGCAAACGCACAUCUCGGCUCUUCUUCACCAGCUUCGUCGUCUUCCUACUCGUCCGAGUCUUCCCCCUUUAACGCCACGACUCGCACACAGUACUCCCAUACCCACGAUAAUGCCCGUCGCGCAGGAGUGCGAAUGUCCUCGAUGGAAUCCGACGAGGACAGUCGAUUGGUUUACACCGGAUAUCUAAACCGAGACAUAUCCAUGCCGAUGCCAAUGCCAAUGCCCAUGCCCAUGCCCAUGUCCAUGUCCAUGCCCCUGUCCGUGUCCGGAUCAUGCAGCAGUGAAGCCGAAGCAGACAGGGAGGAUCAUCAUGGUCUGGGCGGAGGCCGACAGAGAUACGAAGAUGUUGACGACGAGGACGAGGAAAGGGAAGCGCGCAUGGAAGUUGAAGGCUUGGGGGCGUAUUAUUUGGAGAGGAGGUUUGUUUGA
Messenger RNA from Penicillium diatomitis, 1890 nucleotides. RefSeq names its product C2H2-type zinc finger protein. Lineage: Eukaryota; Fungi; Ascomycota; Eurotiomycetes; Eurotiales; Aspergillaceae. Gene Ontology annotation, cellular component: nucleus. The transcript has 4 exons. Gene Ontology annotation, biological process: regulation of transcription by RNA polymerase II. Gene Ontology annotation, molecular function: RNA polymerase II cis-regulatory region sequence-specific DNA binding; DNA-binding transcription factor activity, RNA polymerase II-specific. Bases 1 to 1890 code for a protein of 629 amino acids. The record is from RefSeq and is a predicted model, not a curated record.